Botrytis fragariae is the source of this 3645-nucleotide messenger RNA. RefSeq names its product putative aaa family protein. Lineage: Eukaryota; Fungi; Ascomycota; Leotiomycetes; Helotiales; Sclerotiniaceae. Gene Ontology annotation, molecular function: ATP binding; DNA binding; ATP hydrolysis activity. The coding region runs from base 1 to 3645 and encodes 1214 amino acids. Gene Ontology annotation, cellular component: nucleus. The record is from RefSeq and is a predicted model, not a curated record. The transcript is spliced from 2 exons.
AUGAAUCCUCUCAUAGAGGAGGGGCACGAAAAGACUGUGCAUCCCUUCUUCCAAAAACCAUUAAGAACGUCAUCGACUGCGGGAAACAAUGUAACACCGCAAAAUAGAGCUCUAGACUCAUCCCAUAUGCCAAAUGGAGAACAGGCAGAUCUAUUGGAGGUUGACCCGAAUAAUAGUAGGAGGAAACGCCGAAAGACUGCUUCCCCAGAAGUUACAACAGAAUCAGAGGCAGAAAAGAUAUCCACAAUCACAAAGACCACUGCGCCGACAAAAACAGUGAAACCUUUACGAGCCUCGAAGCGUAAGCAAACUACCCUGACACCUGCAAAGUCAAAAAUUGUUGUCAUGCGCUAUGGCAGUGGACAGAGCCCAGCUUCUGAAGUUGGCAGCAAGAUUGAGAAUAUUCUCAACGGCAUCGAAAUAUUAAUACCGAAGACCGAGUCAAAUAUUGCGGACGUGAAAAAUACAAAAGAGAUAGUAUCGAGAAAGGGGAAUGGGGUAGAUGCUAUUCCAUGGUGGAAGACAGCAAAAAAGAAAUCGCCGACACAAGAAGAACCCCAGGAAUCCUCAAAGUCACAGCAAUCGGGUCAAGGAAAGAAAUCUCCUACAGGAAAAAGAUCUACUUCGGGCAGACCAGCUUCACCAUCGACAAUUGUAUCCAAUUUUGGCCGACCACAUUCAAGGGACGGAAGGCAAGCCCCACCAACGUUUAGAGGCUUUGGAACAGCUCCUAAAACCUCCAAAUUCCCCGACGCCAUUGAGCCAGCUUGGCCAUGGUCUGGAAUGGUGCAUGUACGUGGAGAAAGAGACGAGGAAUAUUCAAACGGCACCUCUACCAGCACAGUCCCUGGAGAAUCCAGCGACGUCAAGAAAGGGUCAAAAUAUCGAGCAGUUGAAAUCGUUGAAGAUGAAAAUAUUAUCAACACUUUUACAGCGAAAUUACGAAUUGAUGAGACAAUCAAUAGCAUCCAUGACCUUCAUAUUCAUGACUUUGCUCCAGUUUCUCCUUGCCUCCGAGUACCAUCGAAACACAUCGAAACAGGCCCAAGUCUCCAGUGUCGAGUACGAAAAGAACUUAUCUCAAAGCCUAGCAGACCAGUUGUGUGUGAGGAUUUGAGUGAUGACGAACUCCGAGAGCCAGAUAAAAGACGUUCAAAUACCCACCCUGCUCUCACAAAUAUUUACAACUCAAUUGCCACUUCGCUAUCGGCAUUUGACAAGGCUGAAUGCGAAAAUCUAUCUUGGACACAAAAGUAUGCACCAAAAAGUGCGGAUGAGAUCUUACAGACUGGACGCGAGGCCUUCAUAUUGAAAGAUUGGUUGCAAAAGUUGACGGUAAUGUCAGUAGAAUCAGGUUCUGCUGAAAGUAAGGCUACGAAGAGAUCUGCAUCGUCAAAAGCCGAACCAGCUGGAAAAAGGAAGCGAAAAUCGAAAAAGCUGGAUAAUUUUAUAGUAUCUGAUGGCGAAGAAGACAACGAGAUGGAUGAAAUAACGGAGCCGGAAGAGGGGGAUUUGCUAGGAGGUGCAGGUUUGGUCAAAAAAACAGUGAUGCGUUCUGGUGACUUGAAUGCGAAAGGCUCUAAAGAUUCCAAGCGCCUGGCCAAUGCAGUUGUUUUGAGCGGACCACACGGAUGUGGCAAGUCUGCCACGGUCUUUGCUGUUGCAAAGGAACUUGGAUUCGAAGUCUUCGAAAUCAAUCCAAAUUCCAAGAGGAGCGGUAAAGAGGUGAUGGAUAAAGUCGGAGAUAUGACCAGAAAUCAUCUAGUUCAAAGAUCCAAAGUUGAUAAGAUUCCGAGUGCGAAUGAGGACGAAGAGAAUUCAUUUGAUUCUGUGGCUGAAGAAGUGAAGAGCGGCCGUCAAGGUACCAUGAACUCAUUCUUCACUUCAAAAGCACCCAUCAAGCCAGAACCUAAAAGCAAGGGCACCAUGAACUCAUUUUUUACAUCCAAAGCACCAACGAAACCGAAAGGUCAGAAUGACAACGAAGAACAUCCAUCUAAUGAUAUGGCUGAAGAUCUAGAAAAUGGCCGCCCGGGCAUGCUGAAACCAUUCUUCACAUCCAAAGAACCGACAAAGAUGAGAUCUGAGAAUGCGGAUGCUGAGCAAACUGCAGCCAAAACAGACGUCAACAAGGAUAUAACCGCUCCGAAAGGGCCACCAAAGAAACAGCAACAAUCCUUAAUACUACUAGAAGAAGUUGAUGUUUUAUUUGAGGAGGAUAGAGGAUUUUGGCAAACGGUUUUGCUUCUGAUCGCCCAGAGCAAGCGACCAAUUAUUAUAACCUGUAAUGAUGAGGCUGCUGUACCAAUUCUUGCUCUAUCUCUACAUGCAAUUAUUCGCUUUACCACAGUGCCUACCGACCUCGCCGUUGAUUACAUGCUACUCGUAGCAGCCAAUGAAGGUCAUGCUAUCCGUCGUGACGCGGUGAAGGCUUUAUAUGAAAGUCGAGCGUCAGACCUACGUGGUUCAUUGACAGAGUUGGAGUUCUGGUGUCAAUUUGCAGUUGGAGAUCGUAAAGCUGGAAUGGAGUGGUUUUAUCCUCGCUUACCGUUGGGUUGCGAUCUAGAUGAGCAUGGUAAGAAGUAUCGCGUUGUUAGCGAAGAUACUUAUCACACUGGCAUGGGCUGGAUUUCUCAAGACACUCUCGAGAGCCAACGACCUUACAUCGAUAUCGAGGAAGCGACCUUGCAUGAAGCUUGGAAUGGUUGGGGCAUCGAUGUAGGCGACUGGCAACAAAAUCUAGACAUCAGUACUUGGGCGGACAAGAUCACGGAUUGCGCCAAUGAGCGGGCCACCAGACGAGCUGCUCUGGCAAUGUACGAUGACUUUGCCGAAGCUAUGAGUGCUACAGAUUGUUUCUCGCAUAAUAGCUUCGGUGUAGACUAUAAAGUUACCAUUGAUGCAAGUUACCCAAAAAUGUCUAGCAAAGCGAGAGAAGAUUACACUAUGGCAAAUCAAUUACUGGACGUGUCGCCGCAAAUUACUCUUGACGAGACAAGUAUCAACAUAUCAUUCUGGAUGAAAUCUCGAGCUAGAGAAGUUCUUCAAAUUCGUCAACAUGUUGAACAUGGAUGGGAAAUCCAUCGAGAGCUGGAUGGACCGACCGAGAAACAAGUUCAAGGUCUCAUUCGGUCUCAAUCACGUCCUUAUGGGAAUGCUAUUACUCGCCGCGAUUUGAGCUUGGCUUUUGAUCCUAUUUCAGAGUCCGAAAAGACAUAUGUUUGGAGUACCGGAAAUCUUGAAGCGUGUUGCUUUGAUCGAACUAUGAAUCUCAUUAUACUCGACGUUGCUCCAUACGUUAGAUCCAUAGUAUCCUACGAUGCACGUCUUCAGAAGGAUCGAGUACGCCUGAGCAAUCUACUCAGUCAAAAUGGAGGUAAUAUCGCACCGAAACCCAAGAGAAUGAGAACAACUCGAGCAGCUAUGUCGGCCCUUGAGGGCGGUACAAGAAGUACGACCAGGAAGGAAAAGUAUUUCAGUCAGGAUAUCAACCCAUAUUUUGUUCUCAGGACUGGAUCGCAGAGUUGGUUGGAUGCAGUUAUCUCUAUUACAGCAGCCACGGACGAUGGAAGUAGGAGAUCGAGUAUACAGAUGUCGGAGAGUAAUACAGGUACUGACAAUGGAAAAGAUGAACUUUUAGAUUAG